Molecule: messenger RNA, 888 nt
Organism: Ostertagia ostertagi
Lineage: Eukaryota; Metazoa; Nematoda; Chromadorea; Rhabditida; Trichostrongylidae
Source: the annotation of a GenBank genome assembly
AUGACCACGGUCUUCAAUGACUAUGCAGAUUCGCUGGCCGCUCCAUCUAUGUAUCAUCAUUCCAUGGCGCUUGAAACCGAUCAGAAUGUGCCUGUUUCGGAGAUGAUUAUGGCCGACACACAAGACAUCAACGUGAAAAGCGACGAUAAUGGUUUUGCUUCUCCGAUCAAACCGGCACCGUUUUACACCACUCCCACUGAUGCCAUGUAUUAUACGAAUAAUUUCAAGGAUUACGCCGGGUACAUUAUCAAUCCGUCGAUGUAUCCACCCUAUACGCUACCGGCAACGACGGCCGCCUGCUCGGGUAAUGAUGCCAGCUUCAAUCAGAUGAUGGAUCCGUCGAUGCUUGGUCACAACACCGCGAAAUGCUUCGUUCUAUGGCUCCACGUUCAACUAUCCCACGUACGACUACUCAUCGCCAUUGAUACCACGAGUUCCGGGUUCAGCCGCGCCAUCAGGGCGCCGGUGCUGGCGCCGGCGUCGCCUGCUCCACCAGCACCUCCGGUUCGUCCAGUUCGAACGGCUCUGCACAUUCGACGCUCGCCUCACGGAGUAAGGCCCGAACCUCAGCAUAACGUGCAGUACCCGAUACUGAACGGUGAUUUAGUUUCAGCUGAAGGACGAGAAUGCGUGAAUUGCGGCGUACAAGCCACCCCACUUUGGCGACGGGACGGCACCGGUCACUACCUCUGCAACGCCUGCGGACUCUACCACAAGAUGAAUGGUCAAAAUAGGCCGUUGGUGAAGCCAAAGAAAAGACAGAGUGCCCAAAAACGAACCGGAGUCGUAUGUGUGAACUGUAACACGAACACAACGACACUGUGGAGGCGAAACGGUGGUGGUGAACCGGUCUGUAACGCCUGUGGACUCUACUACAAGCUGCAUCAG